GGAUCUGAAUACUGUACUUUUUUAACAUUUCAGGUUCCGUUCCAUUUGCUCUAAUUUCAAACAUCAUUCUUAAGAUGUAAGUGUAUAUAGUUCUGGGGUUAUGCUGGAAAGGCGAGGAAAUCUCUUGCAACGUUUGAAGUUAAUGUCUCUGCAUUUGAUAUUGAAACAACCCCUAAUAAUGCCAAAAAUAUGACUCAAUACUGAUGAAUUCAUCCAUGCUUGAUGGCCAAGGCUAUCUUAUUAUAAAUAUAGAGCUUUUGGAAAUGCGAGGGCUGCGUAGCACCUGAAUCCGCCGGCCAACGGCGCCCCUCAUCCGCUGGUUUUCCCGGCCAGCUUCCGGCGCCCCACUCUCCUCCGUAUUUCACAGCAGGUAUAUAAGUUAUGGAACCAUCAGAAAAUGCUUCAAGUCAGCCAGCUAAAGCUAUGGAAUCACAGAAUGGCAUUGGUAAUGGUGAAAAGUCACCAACAACUCAGCACCCUGUUGGAGGAACUAUUAACAUUCUCUCUUCAAGCAAGAAGUUGAACACCUCAUUCUCCUCUAACUGUUCAUCUCCCGACACUCCUCUGGACAGUCCUUUUGUGGAGAGUGGUCAUAAAAACAAAUCCACGGCUAAAGAAGAAGUUCCCAGCAACUUGUUGGCGACAGAAUCUCCACCAACCCAAGUGAUGGAAGAACCUGCUGUACAUGAGGUACGAUAUAGGAUUCCAUCUUCUGUGUUUGCUCAAGGGAAGUCCAGAAAAGAACUGGAAUGGAGUAUGUGCUCUAAUGAGUCAUUAUUCAGUAUCCAGUUGGACAAUACCAGUUUUUGUAGAGAUGAAUUCCUUUUGAAGACUGAAGAGUUUUGUGAAGAUGAAGAAGCUUUUGAGGUGGCCCCUGCAGCGGUGGAUAUCGCUCCAGUGAGGCCUUCAUCUGCCCAUAUAACUGAGUUGGCAAGGGCUGGAGGGGUAGACACGGCAGAGACAUCCAUGAGAGAUUUCUUAAGGGACAGUAAAAAUCAAAACCAGGAAAAAUGUCAUGUUGAGGAACGGACUUCUCGUUACUCUGACGAGAGUGGCACCAGUGGAAGAUCCUUUGCAUUCCCAAUAUUGUCAGGGGAAAUAGACAAAGACGGUUCGGCAAAGUUAAAGACUGAAAAAAAGCAGCCGCCACAGCCGUUGCCAUCACCCGAGCAAGAGGGAGAAUCCCCACAGCAGGCUCCUCAGCCUGAAUAUAAUGUAGAUGCUGCACCAAAACAGUGGUUUUCGUGCUUCAUGUGUUGCUCAUUCUGUUCUUAGAAGAUUUCAUGAGCAGCUGAUGGCCUUCAUACACAUUUUUGUUGAAGAAAAUUUUGAGGAUGCCAUUGCAGCCAGCCAGCAUUGUUCGGAUUCUGGUUGCAUAAACGUAGGUGGUUAUU
Molecule: messenger RNA, 1394 nt
Organism: Cuscuta campestris
Lineage: Eukaryota; Viridiplantae; Streptophyta; Magnoliopsida; Solanales; Convolvulaceae
Source: the annotation of a GenBank genome assembly